CAGGUAUAGUAUACAUUAUAUGAUAGACCUACUAAGCUAACUCUAGAGAUAGAAUAGCCACGAAACAGACAUUAAAAUACCUUGGGCUUUGCAAUACUCAAAGUCCAAAUCCAGUACUACAUACAAUGAUCGUAAAUGGGGAUCUCGCUCUGGCAGACUCUCUCUAUCGCGCUAGACCACCUACUACUCUUGAAGUACGUACGCUACCCUCAUCCGCUUCGAGCCCUCCCUCGUCUUUUCCUCAUCCUCCUUCGUCUUUUCCUCAUCAUCCCUCUUCCGCUUCUUCCCCUGCUCCCGGAUCUUCGUCCGCACCCGUUUCAUAUUCAUCUCCAACCAAUACUCCUCCCUCCACUGCGGCGUCUCCGUAACCCUCCUCAGGAACCU
This is a messenger RNA of Mytilinidion resinicola, 384 nucleotides long. RefSeq lists its product as uncharacterized. Lineage: Eukaryota; Fungi; Ascomycota; Dothideomycetes; Mytilinidiales; Mytilinidiaceae. The record is from RefSeq and is a predicted model, not a curated record. The transcript has a single exon. Bases 126 to 368 code for a protein of 80 amino acids.